GCUAUUGAUGGAAGUGACACACUCCCGCCAAUUCCGACUGUGGAGCGCGAGCCAGGCGUCAGGGUGACCGUAAAGAGUAUGUGGGAGAUGCGGAAAGAAAAUGCGUAAUGUUUUAUGUAAAAUAAAGUAGAAAUACAUGUUAUCUUUAUAGAAAUACUGAACUACGGUUCAUUGUUAGGGUACUCUCGGGUGUAGACGUGAGCUGCCUGCCAUUUGAAAGUUAUUUUGCCGUUGAAUAUUAUAGACGAGAGGGUCCAGGGUUAGUGACUGGGAUGUUGGCGGCGGAAAACCCACCUGUGGACGGACAUUUGGCAGCGUCGACUCCCCGAAGAAGAGGCAUGGAUUGUAAGCCGAGUAAUCAUGCCAACAAGAAACUUAUUCAAGCUCGUCUCCCAUUCAAGCGCCUAAACCCAGAACCUAAAGAGAACCAGCCUCCUAAACGUUCUUGUGCACAUUUGUGUCCUGAACCAGGAGUUGUAGACAGAGAAAAUGAGAAUGAGUCUUCUCCACUGCCUGUGCGCACCGGACCACCCUUAGUUAAUGGACGUGGGCCCCUUGAUGGCUUCCUUAGCCGCAGGUGUCCUGCAUCAGAUGAAAACAUAGUCAUAGAUUUGACCGAGGAUAAUUUGUCCCCUGUAAAGGGCCUUGUUCCUUCCUCUCCCUGUCUCCCAACAAAAGACAAAAAAGACAAGCAUCACAGCAAAGACAAAACGGCCUCCUCUGGGAAAAAGAGCCACAGCGAUCACACUCCUAAAAUACAAACUGUAAACUGCAUAGAUGUAGAUAAGGAUAAUGAUGAUGAUGAUGAAGAGGUGGAGGAAAAAGAUAGGAGUCAGUCACCGUCCAUCUCACAGCUCGACAUAACACAGGAAUCUGAAAGUGAGCCAGAUGAGCAAAAUGAGUCUGGAAACAUUUCUAGUCUGGGAAACAAGUCAAUGCUAUCUGCUUCAUCUGUCAGCUCCAUGUCUGAAAGCUCACCAGAGAAGUCCAAGACUGACAACCUUACACCCAGCACUACACCAACGGAGCCAAAGAUGACCCCUAAGAUACCAGCAGAGCAGAAAAAGAUACAAAGACGUUCCUUGAAGAGUUUACAAGAACAAGAAGAAAAGCUGCGGCUUCGUCAGGAGAAGAAACGCCAGCAGGAAGAGGCUAAAGCUGCUAAAGAGAAAAAGAAAGAAGAGGCUCGCAAACUAAAGGAGGAACGAGAAAGGGAAAAACGGGAGAAAAAGGAAAAAGAUGAGCGAGAGAAAAAAGAAAAAAAAGAGAAGGACGAGAAGGAAAAGGCUGAGAGGUUAAAAGCAAAAGAGGAGCUGAGGAAAUCAAAGCUAGAGGCAAAGCUCGAAGAAAAACGGAAGAAAGAAGAGGAGAAGCGAAUGAAGGAAGAGGAGAAACGGAUGAAAGAAGAGAAAGAUCGUCUCAAAGCUGAGAAAGCAGAAAUCACCAGGUUUCUACAGAAGCCCAAGGUCCAACAAGCUCCAAAGACACUUGCAGCUGCAUGUGGGAAGUUUGCUCCAUUUGAAAUAAAAGAAAACAUGUUUCUGGCCCCGCUCUGCCGGGUCCAAUGUGAGGAAUCCGUUCUGGAGAAGCUGGAUGAGUAUUUGUUGAACCCUACCAAUAACCCAGAUGGAAUGAAGGACUGGUUCAGACAAAAACCUCGUCGUACAGGCCCCACCAAACCCAGACAGACUCUCAGUGACUGUAUAGCAGUGGAAGGGCCCAAACCUGACGGUGUCCCAGACCGGAAACGCUACGGACCCAUGAAACUGCUGCGGUUUCAUGAAAACUACCGUCCAGCUUAUUGGGGCACCUGGAGUAAGAAGAGUUCACAUAUUUCACCCCGUUGUCCACUUAGACAAGACAAGGACUUGUUGGAUUAUGAGGUGGACAGUGAUGAAGAAUGGGAGGAAGAGGAACCAGGAGAGUCCCUGUCACAUAGUGAAGGGGAAGAUGAAGAAGAGGGAGGUGAGGAUGAUGAUGAUGACGAUGAUGGCUUCUUUGUUCCACAUGGCUACCUCUCUGAAGACGAGGGAGCACUUGAAGAAGAGGACGGCGGUGACCUGGAGAAACAGAAACUGCAGCAGAAACUGAAAGCGAGGGAGUGGGAUGAGUUAAUGUCCAGUAAGAAGAAGAUGAAGGUGCUGGAUCCUGUGGUGAAGGGCUGUCUCUGGGAAGCAGAAGGACCUGGGUCAGAGGUUUUCCAGGCUUAUGCCAUGUGUCUGAUUGAGCCUUUACCGAAGGCAGACCACAGCCCCAGCCCCGAGGAGCAGUCGCAGAAGGACCAGAAACAAGCCCAAUUACUCGGCCAGCUGUUGCCUUUGUUGCAUGGCAACAUCAACAGUUCGAAAGUGAUCAUCACAGAAUUCCAGGAGUUUUGUCGUCAGCAGACGUCUUCUUCAUCGCCUCCUCAGCUGUCCAGCCCUCAGAGCCCAGGGGAUAGUAUUCCCACAAGGAUAAACCUGAGGCGCCUCAUCAAGAACAAUGCUACUUAUGAGAAACGCUCGACCUUCAAGCGCUGCUGCUGGUACGUGCACACGGACGUCCUGACCCGCUUUGGACAGGAGGCUCUACCAGUGCCCUGCCAGUGGACCUACCUCACCACAGGAGCCCGAGAAGAGUCCAGAGAUGAAGCACAGGCAGCCACGGGCUCUCAGGGAAACUCUCCUAGUACACCCCAGACCUCUUCUACCACAUCAUCUUCCAACAAGAGGAAGAGCACAGGCAGCAUGUCCAUCACCAAGUUCAUGAAGAGAUGUACCGACACUGAACAGGUGACGGAUGCAGUGGAGGCAGAUGGUUUUCAAGCUGAUACUGAGGAUGAUGAUGAGGACGACUGUAUCAUCAUCUCCACACAGAGUGGCUCAGGCAAAGAGAACUCCUCCUCUGACAGAAACGCUUUGAUGGAAGUGGGUCCAUCAGACUCGGCUGCUCUCCCAGUGUCCGGCUCUGCUCCUACAUUUACCACUGCCUGAGGACUGGACUGGACUGACCCUCUCCCCGUCUUUGGUCAUCUUGGAGACCCUGCAGCUGCUCCACCUCAAAGUACCCCCAUUCCUUUGAUAAAAUCCUCCCUCCUGGGCCUGAACUCAACCACGUCAAGAACAGAAAUGAGUCUUCCUCGGCCAAUGCAGACGACUCACAGCAGGUCAUACUGGACGCUCAGUCUCCUCUUACAUAAUUUCUCUAAGUGUCAGGAGACGCCUCACCUGUAAAAAUGUAGUUGUGCAUAAAAUCAGUGUGUGAUGAUUAUUGAUGCCAGAUUGGAUCCAGUGUUCACUUAGAAAGUCUGGUUUUUCCAUUGAAGUUUCAGUCAGACAUGUUUUCUUUGGGCAUCUUUAAAUCGGAUGGUUCGAGUCCCUCAGGCACUGCUUUGGCUACAGCAGAUCGAGUUGAACAGAUGGAGGAAAAAGCAGAACAGAAAUGCCCAAGUGUCGUAAAUACAAGCAUCCAAGACAUCAAGAACAGUGGAACUUGUCAUUUUUGAAACACUGCCUUUAUGGCAUUAUGGGAUUUCUUGUUAUGAUGUAAAUGUAUGUAAUUGUCCAGAAGUUAGAACUGGGGAAUGAGAGGCUCCAGGUCCAUCCAACCUUUGAUUUCAAUGGAUGCAUUUAUUCUGCUCUUUCUAAUUCUGACAACUCACUGGAGUAGUAUCUAGAUCUGUACAUGUACAGUUAGGUCCAGUGUUGUGGUUUAUAAAUAUGUAUUUUCUGUAUGGUUUUUCAAGAAUACUUGAACAAGAUAAAUUCAUUAAACAUGAGUAAAAGUACUGCACUUUUA
Sphaeramia orbicularis (orbiculate cardinalfish) is the source of this 3777-nucleotide messenger RNA. It is a transcript of the gene chaf1a, whose product is annotated as chromatin assembly factor 1, subunit A (p150). The record is from RefSeq and is a predicted model, not a curated record. Gene Ontology annotation, cellular component: nucleus; CAF-1 complex. The transcript is spliced from 16 exons. NCBI's taxonomy places the organism in Eukaryota, Metazoa, Chordata, Actinopteri, Kurtiformes, Apogonidae. The coding region runs from base 273 to 2972 and encodes 899 amino acids. Gene Ontology annotation, biological process: nucleosome assembly.